AUGGCCUCCGAAAGUCAUCUACCAAUUAUUGAGCCUGAGGAUAGUCCGAUAUCGGCUAUUCCACAGUCAGAGCCCGCAGCCGCCGAAGAAAAUAGGAGGUUGCGCGUCUGCAUGUUAGAAAUGUGGGACGCUUGGUCUAAUGGCAAAGAACCGCCCAGUAUAAUCCCCGGAUUUCCUGAACUGCUUCCUAGGACGAGUGGAACCUCCAAUGUCCCCAUCCCCGUAACUAACCCAUUUAUCCCGUUUGGGUACCCCACUAUAUCGGCCAAUUUCACCGGUAUGCCUUCUGAGGUUCGCCCCCAGGCACCGUUUUCAGAGGCACCUUCUACAUUAUUCACCGCACCACCAGUCUCUACUACGGCACAGCCAACAGUUCCCAAGUCAUGCUUCGAGCCUUCAGCUUUCACUUUUCAAGUCCCGCAAUUUCAACUAGACAAUGCUCAUGUUACCCCAAACUCUUACCCUCAGCACCCGCAGUUUGAGUCUCCUAUGGAACAGGAAAGAGCUUUGAGAAACCCCAAGCAAGAAGAGAUGGUUCGGAAGAUAAAAAGCCUCGAACAAACUCUGAAGAACAUGCAAGACCUGAGUGGCCAAAAUAGUGUCUCAUACUCCGAUCUGUGCAUGUUUCCUCCUGUUCAUUUGCCCGUUGGCUUUAAAAUGCCAAAAUUCAAAAAGUACGACUGGCACGGAGACCCGAUCGCUCAUUUGAAAAGAUAUUGCAAUCAGCUGAAAGGGGAAGGUGGAAAAGAAGAAUUUUUGAUGGCCUAUUUCGGGGGAGAGCUUGACGGGAAUUGCGUCAGAAUGAAGAAAAUCGCGGAAAGCUUCCGUGAAUAUGCUAUCAAGUGGCGUGAGCAAGUAGCCAGAGUGAAACCGCCUAUGGAUGAGACAGAAAUGGUCAAUGUUUUCUUACAGGCCCAAGAGGCCGAUUACUUUCAGAACAUGAUGUCUGUCAUGGGCAAACCUUUUGCAGAGGCCAUAAAAAUCGGAGAAAUGGUAGGAAAUGGCCUGAAAACUGGCCGAAUCAUAAGUCAAUCUGCUUUGAGAGCCACCUCCCAAGCCAUCCAGAGCGGCUCGGGAGGUUUAGCAAAUCGAAAGAAGAGGGAAGAAGGAGCCAUGAUGGCUUCAGGUUUGAGAGGCCCCCAUCGAUCCCGCGAUCAUUCUUACCUGCCUUCCAGAACCCCACAACACUACUACCUCCAUCAAGAUGCAGCAUAUACCGUGGCACCGCCUCCCUAUGCGAUGGGUCUAUUGCAACUUGUGCCUCCAAAUUGGCAAAAUCCAAAAUCUGCAUCAUACCGGCCCGGUACCAGGUGUGCCUAUCAUUCGGGGGCAGAGGGGCAUGAUACGGAGGAUUGUUGGACUCUCAAGAGGGCCGUUGAGAAUUUGAUAGAACAAAAACGAGUGGUGCUGAGAGACGAGGAAGUCCACAAUGUGACUAACAAUCCAUUACCGGCCCACAAUAAUGGGCCGGUCAUUGGAAUGAUUUGUGAUGAUAAAGAGUUUUAUCCAGCUUUGAAAGUUAUCAUCGCCAUUGCUGAUUCAGAGGCAAGACCUAAAGCGGCGGCGAAACAAGCCAGAAAUGAGAAGAAAAUCACUCCAACUCCUCAAGUUGCAGAAAAGGCUGUGGAAACAAAUACUGGGGCAGCACCUGCUAAGGACGCAAUUCUCUAUGUUCCUAGAGCCCCAAGGAAAGAACAACUCAUAUUGAACACUCCCAAAAUAUUUGAGCAGAGGAAAGUCACGUUAAAUGUGCCGAAGUUGUAUGUGCCAAAAGGGACUUAUGUGGCGCGGGGGCCGAUAAUUUUACCAAGGCUGACUGAGCCCGUGGUUAUUAGUCGUGCACCACAGAGCCCUAUGAGAGGCCCCACUGCAGUCCCCUGGAAUUAUAGCAAAACAAUGGUUACUUAUAAGGGGAAAGAGAUUAUGGGAGAGGUGAACGAAAUGAACCAACCUAGGAAUUACCACAACCUAGAAGAGCAAAAGAUGUUAAAACUGAGCAAGGAUAAAUGGUUUCCGCCUAAGAAGCCUGUGUGCGCUGAGGAAGCAGAAGAGUUUUUCCGAAAAAUGAAAACUUCGAAAUAUGCAAUAAUUGACCAGCUCAGGAAUACUCCUUCCCAGGUUUCAUUUUUAUCUCUAUUUUUUAGCUCAAAUGAACAUCAGAAGGUACUCCUGAAGACAUUGAAUGAGGCAUAUGUCCCGGUUGAAAAUUCAGUUGAACAACUGGAGUGA
Messenger RNA from Nicotiana tabacum (common tobacco), 2229 nucleotides. NCBI's taxonomy places the organism in Eukaryota, Viridiplantae, Streptophyta, Magnoliopsida, Solanales, Solanaceae. The record is from RefSeq and is a predicted model, not a curated record.